Messenger RNA from Pecten maximus, 3236 nucleotides. Its product is annotated as protein-associating with the carboxyl-terminal domain of ezrin-like. Gene Ontology annotation, molecular function: protein kinase activity; ATP binding. NCBI's taxonomy places the organism in Eukaryota, Metazoa, Mollusca, Bivalvia, Pectinida, Pectinidae. The transcript has 13 exons. The coding region runs from base 109 to 2406 and encodes 765 amino acids. Gene Ontology annotation, biological process: protein phosphorylation. The record is from RefSeq and is a predicted model, not a curated record.
GGAAGUUUCUGUGUGUCAUUUUCUUGUACGUAGAGUAGAGAGUAGGUGUUGCUGUCAUAUUAAUCUGAUAGUCGAUGUUUGGUUAGAUUGGCAGACGUAUGCUCAGUGAUGGGGGCUGAGGCGAGCAUAUUAGAUGGAUGUGACCUAGAAGAAGCUACGUCGGACGAGUUUUGUCCCUGGGUUCUUCGUCACGGACAGCUCGCGGAUGACUCUCUCAUCACAAUAUUGUCAGAUCAAAAUUGUGAUCGGACCAUGAGAGAUUUAUUUCAACGAAAUGUAAAGAAUCUAAGAAGCUUACGACAUCCCAGUAUUGUGAGAUUCCUUGCCUCUGGCGAUCAGUCCAGUCAUAGUUACGUUAUAGCUGAGAGAGUUGUCCCUGUCCUCAGUCUUAUUGAGACACAUUCCUCUAUUGAAAUCUGCGCUGGACUCUUCUCCAUUUUGGAAGGAUUAUCUUUCUUACAUGAAAAGGCUGGGAUGUGCCACAACAACAUCAGCCUGGAGUCUGUGUCUGUAACCGACACGGGCCAGUGGAAGUUGGCAAGCUUGGAACAUGCCUGUAAAUUUGAAGAUGCUACCCCUCAGUACCUGACUUCGGCCAGAAAACAGAGAAGUCCAAAGACUAUUGCACCAGAAGAAAGGGAAGAGAAUAUGAGGUCUGUACCAGAGCUGGCCUUUGCGAGAGAUGUGUAUGCAUUUGGUGUGAUGGUGGAAGAACUGUUGGAAAAACUUGAAGACUUAGGUGAUAUGACAAAAACGUUUGAGCUGAGGAUCCAAGAUGAGUGUUUACAUCCAGACCCAAAAGCCAGACCAAAAUUAGAAACAUUACUUAACGAUCGAUUGUUCAGAAAUGAUUUCAUAACAAUCUCAAGAUUUCUUCAAAAUAUCACAUUAAAAUCAGCUAAGGAGAAGAAGGAAUUUUUUGAAGAUAUUAUGGAACGAUUGUACAAGAUCCCUGAAGAGACGGUGGGCAGGUGUUUAACUAGAAGUCUACUGUGUCGUUUUGUCCUGCUGGAUACAGACGCGAAGCGACACCUCAUUCCUAACAUACUGGUACCCUAUCGUGGUGACAAGCGUCCAAAUACAAGUGCAGGGGAGGAAACUCCUCUUUUCAGUGUAUCAACAUUUAAGACGUUCAUUGUGCCGGAGAUUCACCGUGUGUUCCAUUGUCAUGACUACCAUAUACGCAUGACCCUCCUCACCUACUUCUCUCACUACGUCGAUCUCUUCACGAAGGAAAACCUGGAGGAGACCAUAUUACCUCAGGUGUUACUGGGACUACGCGAUACAAAUGAAGAUCUGGCCGCCCUCAGUCUGCGAUGUCUCGCUGAUCUUGUACCGUUGCUUGGACGCCAAAUGGUGAUCGGUGGAAAGGCCAAGACCUACUUUAAAAGGGGCAUGCCUAAGACUGUACAGAGACAACACCUGCAGAGCAACGGUGACCCAGUUUUUAGGUCUGACGACAUUAUGGACACAAAGGAAGGCGUGUUCAGCUCAGUCAAUGAUGUAAUGGGCAAACCACUACUCAAGGAUCUGGCCAAACUAAGUAAAGUCCACAGUGUUGCUGUUAGAGAAAGUGAAGCUGAAAGUAAAAGAAAGGCAAGAGAACAAAGAAUGCAGGAGUCAAUGCUGAAGAGAGAAAAACGAAGACAGGAAAGACAGAUUAAGUCAGAGAAGAUUGCUGUCAGUGAUGGUGACGAGAUUGUUGCCUAUGACGUAGAAGAGGUUAGUGAAGUACACACACCUGAAAUGAUGGAACAACACACAGAUAUUAUAGAGUCAGAGAAAAGUGUAGAUAGUGACACGUCCAAGGAUGAGGAGGAUUGGACUGGCUGGGACGAUGAGGAACAGUUAGAUAGUGAUCCAGUGAUAGAGGAUAGAAUGACACAACACCAGUCAACAGCUACCUCUGUAACAGACUGGAAUUCUGAUUGGACAGUAAAUGAUGAAACUCACGAGGAAAAUCAUGUUACAUAUAGUCCUAAAAAAGAACAAAAAAAGGAUGUGUCAAUAACGGGCAAAUCAUCAGCCCUGUCCCUAAAAUCUGUUAAGAAGCCUAAACCCUCAACCAAGACUGCAGCUCUUGGCUCAGAGUACAUCAUGGAGAUUGAGGUGAAGAAAAUACAAGCUGAAAAGGAAGUGUUUGAUUUCUUCGCUGACAUGACUCCACGUAUAACAAGUACAGUUGUAAGUACUGGUGUGACGGACACGGAGACCGUAUCUACUGUUAAUGGAGACACUGAUACGACUGUUGUCAGCAGCAUUACCCACAGGUCUGUGUCUGAUAAACAGGCCACACAAGCAAUCAGCAUGAAAUACGAUGUCACAGAAACAGACGAUGCUACUGAAGGUUGGGGCGAGGAAGGAGGCUGGUGUGAGGACGGAGGCUGGGAUGACAAUCAGUUCUAGCUGUUCUGGCAGUUAAUGGAUUCAGAAAGACCACAUUUCAGAAUUGAUUCAUGCAAUAUGUAUAUGUAAAAAAGAACUUCAGUUGUACUAUACAGAGAAUUAAUAGGGCUGUUAGAAACCUUGAGUGUUUAUUAGCUCACCUGGUCCGAAGUUGUACAAAUGGUGUGGCUGACCUCUUGUGGGCCUGAAUGGUGGGGCCAAAAGGGGUCAAUUUGGCUAUAUAUAUCCGGUAGAAUGGUUAUUGGGUUGAGAUUCAAAAUUAUAAGGGUGGUUGGGCUAACCCCUUGGGGGCCUGUGGGGCGGGGCCAAAGGGGUCAAUUUGGCUAUAUUGAUAUAAACGACUUCUUUGAAUAUAAGAAAUGGAUAUUACUCAUAUUCAACUGGUAGCAUAUCCCUAUAGGUUAGAGAUUCAAAAUUGUGCAAAUUGUGGGUGGGGACAAAAGGAGUCAUUUUCAUUUCGUUGAUUGAUGCACGUUUUGGCAUAAGAUCCCGACAUUUUUAGAAUAACAACAAAACCAAUGAACUUAGCUUGUACCCAAAUAAAAUACUUGAUAUAUCAACAUAGCAAGACGGUCGACACAAACUUGUGCACCAUUCUUGUUUUAUAUGUCAUGAGACCUGUGGAGUAAUACAGGUUCUCUUAUUACAGGUUCUCUUAUUACAGGUUCUCUUACAGGUUCUCUUAUUACAGGUUCUCUUAUAACAAAGAUUUAUUAAGAUGGAACAGUAUAUAUUACAUGUUUUGGUAACCUGGGGAUGUAUACAACCUGGUGAUGUGUACAACAUAAUAAUGUAUACAACAUAAUGAUGUGUACAACAUAGUGAUGUAC